AUGGUACAAACGCAGCCUACCACCAUUCUGCUUCACCGCUCCGCUCGCCUGCGUGCACUGACUGGCAAUUCGAACAUCCAUACCCAAACCGAGAUCGAUCGCAAAGGCACCAAGUUCUCCGCAGAACUCCUCGAUACUCUCAUCAAACCUCUGGAGAUCUGCGUCAAAGACCCUGCUCUCUUCUUCAUCAACGUCUACUCCGCGCUGACAUACGGCAUCUACUACUCCUUCUUCGAGGUCUUCCCUUUGGUGUAUCUGGAGAUAUACGGGUUCAGCGUCGGCGAGAUGACGAUUGUGUUUCUUUCGAUCAUCGUGGGAUGCGUCAUUGCUAUGACAAUUUACUUUUCGUAUCUGAGGUUCUACCUCAUACCGGAUAUCCUCAAGCAAGGACUGAGACCCCAAGAGCAUAGACUCGUGCCGGCAAUUUUCGCGAGUUUUGGGGUACCGAUUGGGUUAUUCAUCUUUGGUGAGUCUGAUUGCACGACUGGACUUGAGACAUUGGGUACUAAUGGCGAGAUGUAUAGGCUGGACGGCUCGUCAAUCUGUACAUUGGAUUGUUUCGACUAUCGGUAUCGCUAUAUAUUCGAGUAG
Molecule: messenger RNA, 591 nt
Organism: Alternaria infectoria
Lineage: Eukaryota; Fungi; Ascomycota; Dothideomycetes; Pleosporales; Pleosporaceae
Exons: 2
Coding region: 1-591 (196 amino acids)
Biological process (GO): xenobiotic detoxification by transmembrane export across the plasma membrane
Molecular function (GO): fluconazole transmembrane transporter activity
Source: RefSeq, a predicted model, not a curated record